Messenger RNA from Naegleria lovaniensis, 1530 nucleotides. RefSeq lists its product as uncharacterized. The record is from RefSeq and is a predicted model, not a curated record. Lineage: Eukaryota; Heterolobosea; Eutetramitea; Acrasida; Naegleriidae. The transcript has a single exon. The coding region runs from base 1 to 1530 and encodes 509 amino acids.
AUGACAACAUCGAAACAAUCACUAAAUGAACAAGUUGAGAAAACUUUCAAAUUACGAUGUCCAAGUUCAAACUACAUUGGAUAUAUUAUAGACUUAGAUCAAGCCAUAUUUUAUAUUCUGAAGCUAUGUAUGUCAUUAGGGAAAAAAUUACCCAAGAAAAUAUUUUUUAAAAUUGGGGUAGAUGGUAGAGAAAUUAAUGGAGUUAAACAAGUUGCAGUUGCAUUGGUUCCACUCAAUUUAAGAGAUGUAUUUCCAUCGCAGGCUGUUUAUUCUGUGUUUUAUAUUGGGUUAUUUCAGAUGAAGGAAACAAAAGAAAGUAUCAAAGAAACAAUUGGAACGCUUCACGAUGAGAUUGAGCGUGUUUUGCAAAAACAAUAUUUUGGGAAGCAUCAAGUUUGUCUUUUUUAUGUUUCAGACAUGCAUAAUGUAGGCAUGACGUUCUCAUUUGAUUUAUGUCCCUAUUGUAUGGCUCAAACUAUUGUAGAUUUUGCAUCAACUCCACGCGACUCUCUUGACGGCCAGUUACCUUUUUCUCCACCACAAACAAUACUAUGUGCUCUUCAUAUCAAACAGAGGCUAGUAGAAAAUGUUAUUGGUUAUAUGGCAUCAACAACUUACAAAUAUGAGAUUCAGAAAAAUAUACAAACAUUACAUGGAUUGGAAACAUUUAAUUGGAAAGAGUUCCACGAACGAGUAUCGAAUUAUGGAAUUUCUCAAACCUCAGCACGAUCAUCAAUCAAGUCAUGUAUGCUGUCGGGAGAUCAUUGUAACACUAUUUUACAAAAUAUUGAGAAAGUUGUUGAUAAUAUUGAACCAAGCACCAAACAAAAAUAUUUACAAAUUCUGAAAUUGUUGCGAAAUAUUAUCAUUAUUAUUGAAAUGCAUCAAGAUAACGAAAAUAAUGACAAUGUAUUGACAGCAAAUAAGAUUGUGGAAUUGGACAAACUGAUAAUGCAAUUCUUAGUUGCGUGUUUUUCAAUAUGGACUCAAGGAAUUAAAGCUCAUUAUUUCCAUUUUAUAAUUCAUGUACCCUCAAUAAUGAGCUCUCUUUUCAAAGAAAAAUUAUCACUCUCGAUUUUGAGUAAUCAGGGAUUCGAACGGUCUCAUUUAUUUCACCAUGCAGUGUUUAAUCGAAUUAUUAACAAUGGAGGAGGUCGUACUCAAAUACACCCAACCAAACAAUUGCUAUUGUGGCAAUGGCGAAAGGUAUUAGUCGCAAUUGACUUGAAGGAAAAAACAGGAGAAACAUAUUGGCAUGAAAAACGUUUAAAAAAGCUUUAUUCUUGGGAUGCAAGUCAUGUCAAACCACAAAAGGAAUUGUAUCAAUGGUAUGAUGCUUCUUUAGUGGACCCAACCAUAAUUACGGAUCGUGAUAAUUUGAACAUGAUGAUUCAAAAGAUCCAAGAAAAUGACAAGGAGAACAGGAAGAAGCAAACUUCCAAAGAUACAGACACCAAUGCCUUCGCUGGGAGAGUAACUGCAACAAUGUCACACAAGAAACGGAAAGGAUGUCCUAGCAAUGAUGAAUGA